ACAUAUAACUCAAACGAAAGCCCCCUCUCCCCCAGUGUCUCUCGGGUCUUUGAUUUGUCUGCAUUUUUUGAGCCCAUCCUUUUUCAUCGAUCUUACUUCUACCGUCAUUCGGACAUGGAUCUCGAUCUAAGCGCCCCUCAUUCCAUGGGCACGACCAUCAUCGGCGUCACUUACAACGGAGGUGUUGUUCUCGGAGCCGACUCCCGGACGAGCACUGGUGUGUAUGUUGCUAACCGCGCGUCGGAUAAGAUUACACAGCUAACGGAUAAUGUCUAUGUUUGUCGCUCCGGAUCGGCUGCAGAUUCACAGAUUGUUUCUGACUACGUGCGCUACUUCCUGCAUCAACACACGAUACAGUUAGGGCAGCCUGCAACUGUCAAGGUUUCUGCAAACCUUGUCAGGCUACUAUCCUAUAGUAACAAGAACAUGUUACAAACUGGCCUAAUCGUUGGUGGGUGGGACAAGUAUGAAGGUGGUAAAAUUUAUGGAAUUCCUCUUGGUGGAACAAUAAUAGAGCAGCCUUUUGCGAUUGGAGGAUCUGGCUCUAGUUACUUGUAUGGAUUUUUCGACCAAGCAUGGAAAGAAGGAAUGACCAAGGAUGAAGCUGAGCAAUUAGUGGUGAAGGCAGUUUCCCUUGCCAUUGCACGAGAUGGUGCUAGUGGCGGUGUUGUUCGCACUGUGAUUAUAAAUUCUGAGGGAGUGACAAGAAACUUCUACCCUGGGGACAAACUUCCACUGUGGCAUGAGGAAUUGGAGCCGCAUAAUUCACUGUUGGACAUACUCAACACUUCCAGCCCUGAGCCAAUGAACAUUUGAUCUUAAUGUUGAUAGGCCUCUCUCCUAGCUACACUAUUUAUUUAUCUUUUUGCUACAAUCUCUGUUUUAUGAACAGGAUUUUAAUCUUUUAUCUUGGAUAACUGUUCAUAAUACCAUAUGUGUUGGUGAAUGUAUUUCUGAUUCAAUCUACAUGGGUUUUUUU
Molecule: messenger RNA, 979 nt
Organism: Corylus avellana
Lineage: Eukaryota; Viridiplantae; Streptophyta; Magnoliopsida; Fagales; Betulaceae
Gene: PBA1
Product: N-terminal nucleophile aminohydrolases (Ntn hydrolases) superfamily protein
Cellular component (GO): proteasome core complex; cytoplasm
Molecular function (GO): threonine-type endopeptidase activity
Source: RefSeq, a predicted model, not a curated record